Colletotrichum orchidophilum is the source of this 762-nucleotide messenger RNA. Its product is annotated as glutamine amidotransferase class-I. Gene Ontology annotation, cellular component: cytosol; nucleus. The record is from RefSeq and is a predicted model, not a curated record. The transcript has 2 exons. NCBI's taxonomy places the organism in Eukaryota, Fungi, Ascomycota, Sordariomycetes, Glomerellales, Glomerellaceae. Bases 1 to 762 code for a protein of 253 amino acids.
AUGGGCUCUCAACCACCCCGCAUCCGCCUGGCCAUCCUCGAGGCCGACACACCGCAGCCGCAAACCAACGCCCAGUACGGCGGCUACGGCGGCGUCUUCACGGCACUCCUGCGCACCGCCGCCUUGGCCGACGACCCGCCCGCGCCGCUCGACAGCAUCGUUGACCUCUCAGUCUACCACGCCGUCGGCGAUGACGCCGUCUACCCGGACCUGGACUCCAUCGACGCCAUCCUCAUCUCCGGCAGCAAACACAACUCAUUUGACAACGACCCAUGGAUCUUGAAGCUGAUCGAGUUCACCAAGAAAUGCAUCGACAGCGGGCGGGUGAGGGUCAUCGGAGUAUGCUUCGGCCACCAGAUUGUGGGACGGUCACUAGGCGUCGAGGUUAAGAGGAGCGACCUCGGCUGGGAGGUGGCUGUCGUUGAUGUCAACCUGACGCCCAAGGGCAAGGAGAUUUUCCAGCUGGAAAAGAUGCGCAUCCACCAAAUGCAUCGCGAUGUCGUAACAGCAAACCCGGCUGGCGCCGAGUCCCUGGCAUACACGGAACUGUGCCCCGUCCAGGGCUUUUACUCACCAAAAAAGUUCAUCACUGUCCAGGGCCACCCCGAGUUCACCGGCCCCAUCGUCAGUGAGAUUCUCAAUGUUCGCCACAAGGCCGGUGUCUUUGACGAGGCCAUGUUUACUGAUGCCAUCAACCGCGCAAACAUUGAGCACGAUGGUGUCAACAUUGCUCGCGGUUUCCUGCGCUUCCUUAGAGAAUGA